AUGACACCUGGCAUCCCACGUGUCAGGCAGCUUAACAGAAAGAAAGGGAAAAUAAGGAAAACGGAAGGAGGGGGAAAGAAAGGGGAAAUAAGGAAAGAAAGGGAAAAUAAGGAAGGUAGGGGGGAGCUUGAGAAGUGGGGAACUGAGAAAGGAAGAAAGGGAAAGCGAGUGACGAGAGAAAGAGAAGCGGAGAGGGAGAAGAAGAAGAAGAAAAGUGAGUUGAGAGGAAGAAGCCGCCGCCACUGUGGUCCGCGUUCACGUCGUCGUCGUAGCGCCGCCAUCCUUGCGCCAGUCGUUGCCGCUGUCGAUGAUGAAGCCCGUCGCCGCCAUUCGCGCCUCUAUCGCCGCCAGAACUACACGCCAUCGCUGGAGCCUGAACGCCGCUGCAACCACCGCGUGUUAUCAUCUUCAGAUCCGCCGCCGUUUGAGUCCCGAACAGGGGAACACGCGCGAAGGAAACUGUCGCGGAGCUGUUGUUGCCGCCGCGUUGAUGGGCUCGCCAUCGUUCUGCUCGCGUGGUUGCUGCGUUGCCGGAGCUCCUCGUCGCUGCUGCUAGCGCCAGAAACCGCCUUUCAAGCCUGUAUCUGUUGGGAGGAGUCCGAGCAAGAAAAGGAAGAAGGUGGCGAUGGAUACCUCCGAUGCUGCUGCUGUUACUAUCGGUGUUCCGGAGCUUGCAGUUACUGUCAUUUUUGGGUGAUGAACCUGGUUGUGUCCUGGCUGCUGAUUGAUUGUAGUGAGAGACGUUGUAGCCACUACUUUUCAUCUUGCCACUGUCGAUUUAUCUAUUAUAAAGUCAUAAUUGAUAAUGGAGCUGCUAAGAUCGCUGCUGCUGCCAUGAACUGGGGAUAAAUGGGUUUAUUGAGUUAAAUUGUGCGAUUGAGACAUCGAGGUA
Arachis ipaensis is the source of this 892-nucleotide messenger RNA. The record is from RefSeq and is a predicted model, not a curated record. NCBI's taxonomy places the organism in Eukaryota, Viridiplantae, Streptophyta, Magnoliopsida, Fabales, Fabaceae.